AUGGCUCCAAGCAAAAUCCGAAAAGCCCUUGGCGCGGUCAAGGACAAGACCAGCAUCAGCCUAGCCAAGGUCAACAGCAACGCCCUGUCCGACCUCGACGUCGCGAUCGUGAAGGCCACACGGCACGAUGAGCAGCCGGCCGAGGAGAAGCACAUCAGAGAGGUCAUCAACCUUACUAGCUACUCCAGAGCUUACGUUAGCGCCUGCAUUAACAUGCUCUCGAAACGUCUCAACAAGACUAAGAACUGGACGGUGGCGCUCAAGACACUCAUCUUGAUACAUAGGCUCCUCUUGGAGGGCGACUCCGCCUACGAGAAAGAGAUCUUCUUCGCCACCCGUCGGGGCACCAGGCUUCUCAACUUGUCGGACUUCCGGGAUGGCUGCCACUCCAACUCCUGGGACUACUCCGCCUUUGUGCGAACCUAUGCGCUGUACCUUGAUCAGCGGAUCGAGUUUCGAAUGCAGGGUAAGCGCAGCCGGAGUAAGGCAGCUAGAAAAGAAGUCGCCGGCGAAGAGCCCAAGGCACCUACGUCCCUGCGCUCCACUCCGGUCCGUGAGAUGAAGACGGAGCGCAUCUUUAACAGGAUUCAACACCUGCAACAGUUCCUCGAGCGUUUUCUGGCAUGUCGGCCAACAGGCGAGGCCAGGACCAACCGGAUAGUGAUCGUCGCUCUGUACCCAGUUGUAAAAGAGAGCUUCCAGAUAUACUACGACAUAGCAGAGGUAGUGGCCAUCUUGGUAGAUCGGUUUAUGGAGUUUGAGGUCCCGAACUGCGUGAAGGUGCAUGAGAUCUUCACCCGGCUAUCAAAACAGUUCGAGGAGCUCGAUAAAUUCUUCAGUUGGUGUAAGUCGGUUGGGGUUGCUCGUUCGUCGGAGUACCCAGAAGUUGAAAAAAUAACCUCGAAGAAGCUCCAAUUCAUGGACGAAUUAAUUCGUGACAAGUCCAUCAUUAGCCAGAGCAGGAAAAUCAGGAACCAGGAGAUACAGACGGUAAUAGUGGAAGAACAAACAGAAGAAGACGAAGAAGUUGUAGAAGACAUGACGACGACUAAAGCUCUGCCGCCACCAGAGGAAUCCUCUGAAGACAUAGUUGAAGAAGUGAAGGAAUUGGAGGUAGUGCAGGAGAGCAACGAACAACAAGAAGUAGAUUUGUUGAAUUUAUUUGACGAGUCUGUUACAGUCGAAGAUCAAGCAGACAAAUUGGCUCUAGCCUUGUUUGAUGGCGGUUGUGCAUCAGCAUCCUCAGAGCCUGCGGCAGCCACUCCAUGGGAAGCAUUCAAUUCAGACGAUUCGACGGACUGGGAGACGGCGUUAGUUGAAUCAGCAAGCCAUCUAUCGAACCAGAAGAUGGAGCUUGGGGGUGGUUUCAACAUGUUGAUGCUUGAUGGAAUGUAUCAACAGCAAGCGGCCUCGAACGCGACCAUGAGUCACUAUGGAGCCACCGGGAGUGCAAGCAGUGUGGCGUUUGGCUCAGUUGGAAUGCCGGCAAUGUUGGCAUUGCCGGCACCUCCGGCUUCUGGGGAUGAUGCUACAGCCACCACAUCUGGUGGGGACCCGUUUGCAGCUUCUCUCUCGGUGUUGCCACCUUCUUAUGUGCAGAUGUCGGAGAUGGAAAAGAAGCAGAAGCUACUGGUGGAGGAGCAGCUAAUGUGGCAACAGUAUGCAAAAGAUGGAAUGCAAGGGCACGUUCCAGGGACGAAUUUACAGGUUAGCCCUUACAACGUAGGGGGUUGCACCCCCAGGUUAUAAGGGCUUUGGCUGUUUAUAUAGGACACUAACGUGUUUUGAGAAAGGACGAGA
This is a messenger RNA of Nelumbo nucifera (sacred lotus), 1800 nucleotides long. Its product is annotated as putative clathrin assembly protein At4g02650. Gene Ontology annotation, molecular function: clathrin heavy chain binding; SNARE binding; 1-phosphatidylinositol binding. Gene Ontology annotation, biological process: clathrin-dependent endocytosis; vesicle budding from membrane; clathrin coat assembly. Gene Ontology annotation, cellular component: clathrin-coated pit; clathrin-coated vesicle. The record is from RefSeq and is a predicted model, not a curated record. NCBI's taxonomy places the organism in Eukaryota, Viridiplantae, Streptophyta, Magnoliopsida, Proteales, Nelumbonaceae.